This is a messenger RNA of Geosmithia morbida, 390 nucleotides long. RefSeq lists its product as uncharacterized. The transcript has 2 exons. The record is from RefSeq and is a predicted model, not a curated record. Bases 1 to 390 code for a protein of 129 amino acids. NCBI's taxonomy places the organism in Eukaryota, Fungi, Ascomycota, Sordariomycetes, Hypocreales, Bionectriaceae.
AUGCGAGCUCUCCGCCAACUCUCCCGGCCAGUGCUCGGCUUGAGAAGGUCCAUGUGCCAGAAACGCUCCUUUUACGAAGCGAAAGGCCAUUUCGCAACCAUAAACGAUCGAGGUGUACUCGUCUCCUCGGAGACGGACAUUUACGUCGGCGAUCCCCACGAGGCAUACGUUAGCAUCAUGCCCGAUCUAGGUGAGGCCAUUCGGGCUUGUGUCGCGCGGCAGAAGGACAUGGGUCUCGCGGGCCAGCAGGAUGCCAAGACGUUACCCAUGAUAUUCGACCACGCAACACGGUCUUUUUACCAUGCUUCCGAGGCUGGAGAUCAAACAGGACCUUCCCCGUCAGAAUGGCACCUGAACAAGAGAAACCCCUACUUUCUCGGUGUUUCCUAG